CUUAUUUCCAACGCGGCGAGAAAAAUUGAGAAACAUGUUGAUGUUCAGCGAGGAGGAAAUCUUUUAUUCUGUCUUAAUAUUCCUCUGGAUCGUUUAUUUCUGGGAAUCUUAUCUUUCCUCAAGACAGAAGUAUCUUGCUAAAACAGUAACAGAGGUUCCAGCAGAGCUAGAAAAAGUACUUGACCAAGAAACAUUCACCAAAGCGAGGCUCUACUCUUUAGACAAAAGUACCUUUGGCUUCUGGUCAGGAAUUUACCACCAGCUAGAGUCGAUGGUAAUUCUGUGUGUUGGUGCCCUGCCCUUCGUAUGGAAACUAGCUGGUAGGAUAAAUGGUCACUUUGGAUAUGGUGCCGAAUAUGAGAUUUUGCAAUCCAUCACAUUUAUUCUGAUAUUUUUACUGUAUUCCACGAUUACCUCCCUUCCCUGGAGUUUGUAUCACACGUUUGUUCUAGAGGAGAAGCAUGGAUUUAAUAAACAGACCUUGCCAUUUUUCAUCAAGGACACGAUUAAGAAGAUGUUUGUAGGCAUGGCGCUGUCUCUACCCAUUGUCUCCCUUCUAAUCUACAUCAUCAAGAUUGGCGGCGACUAUUUCUUCAUCUACGCCUGGGGAUUCAUGCUGGCCGUGUCACUGUUUCUGAUCACCAUUUAUGCUGACUUCAUUGCUCCACUGUUUGAUAAGUUCACUCCUUUGCCUGACGGGGAACUGAGGACUAAGAUUGAGCAGCUGGCAGCAAGCAUUGAAUUCCCCCUCACAAAACUCUAUGUUGUGGAAGGAUCUAAGCGCUCAGCUCACAGCAAUGCUUAUUUUUAUGGAUUCUUUAAGAAUAAAAGGAUUGUGCUGUAUGACACACUUAUUGAAGACUACUCUCCAGAAAAGGAGGAGGAAAAGACAGAGUCAAAAGAAGAAAAGGAGGUGACAGAAGAACCAGAAUCUGAAGAAAAGCCAGCAGAGGAGAAGCCAAAGAAGAAGACAGGAUGUAAUACAGAGGAAAUCCUGGCUGUGUUAGCUCAUGAGUUAGGGCACUGGAAACUUAACCAUGUCCUAAAGAAUUUCUUUAUUAGUCAGUUAAACUUGUUUCUUUGUUUCAUGGUGUUUGCCAUGUUAUCUAAGAAAGUAGUGAUUUACCGGGCGUUUGGAUUUGACACAGAGCCAACACUUAUAGGUCUGAUGAUCAUAUUCCAGUUCAUCUUCCAGCCCUAUCACGAGGUUCUGGGAUUCCUGAUGAUAAUCUACAGCCGACAUUGUGAGUUCCAGGCAGAUUUCUUCGCGAAGUCUCUGAGACAUGCAAAGGAGCUGAAAUCAGCUCUAAUCAAACUCAAUAAAGACAAUCUAGGAUUUCCUGUCACGGACUGGCUGUACUCCAUGUUUAACUUCUCCCACCCCCCUCUGUUAGAGAGAAUGAAGGCGCUAGAAAAGACAGACUAGAAGAAUAUUUUGAUUGAACUUUGUCUUUAUGUUUUUUUUAUUGUAUUGAUGAAAAGGUGAACGAAUAAAAUUAUGUAAACCG
Molecule: messenger RNA, 1508 nt
Organism: Saccostrea cuccullata (small rock oyster)
Lineage: Eukaryota; Metazoa; Mollusca; Bivalvia; Ostreida; Ostreidae
Product: CAAX prenyl protease 1 homolog
Exons: 11
Coding region: 35-1426 (463 amino acids)
Biological process (GO): CAAX-box protein processing
Cellular component (GO): endoplasmic reticulum membrane
Molecular function (GO): metalloendopeptidase activity
Source: RefSeq, a predicted model, not a curated record